AUGAACGUUGUAUCCCAAGAGGUAAUCCGCAAACUGCUGCUGCCUGUAGAAGACCACCCGAAACCGUACAAGUUGAGCUGGGUGGAUGACACAUCCAUUCUGGUGCGUCAACGGUGCCUGAUCACUUUUUCCCUGGGCCAACACUAUCAGGAUGCCAUUUGGUGCGAUGUGAUUCCAAUGAAGGCUUGCCAUGUACUGCUGGGGCGCCCUUGGCUGUAUGACAGAAGGGUAAAAUAUGACGGCUAUACGAAUACAUACGCUUUUCUGUUUAAUGGCAGGAAGAUCGUGCUACAACCCAUAAGGAUUCAGGAGUUUGAACAACCACGAGAGGAGAACCGAAUCUUGACGAUGAGAGGUUUUUCCCAAGCUUGCCGUGAAGUGGGCCACAUGUUUGUCCUGGUCUCCAAGCCCACCCAAGCCGAUAAGGCUGCCGCGUGGCCAAUGGAGGUACAAGAACUCUUGCAAGAAUUCUCAAACCUCACUCUUGAGGAGCUGCCGAAUUCCCUGCCUCCACAGUGA
Alnus glutinosa is the source of this 519-nucleotide messenger RNA. RefSeq lists its product as uncharacterized. The transcript has a single exon. NCBI's taxonomy places the organism in Eukaryota, Viridiplantae, Streptophyta, Magnoliopsida, Fagales, Betulaceae. Bases 1 to 519 code for a protein of 172 amino acids. The record is from RefSeq and is a predicted model, not a curated record.